CUCUGUUCCUUUGCUUCCUGUCCAUGUUCCUGCUACACUGACAUUGAAAUGCAUUGGGAUAAAACCUACAUUGCUACAUUGAAAUGAACAGUACGAUAAAGGGAGGAUACCAUCUAACAUUAAAAAAGACAUAUUUAGAAGUACAGCUGGGAUUAAACCAAGAUACAAUGCUGGUGAAAACUCUUUUUUUAACUUAGCGAAGACUUGACUAUAGAUCCUUUAUUUUUAACAAAGAGAUUCUCAAAUACACAGCAGCAGCAGCAGGAUGAAAAUAGAUACCGUGACUGUGACACCAUCUAGUGGUGCUUCUCUACAGAAUGUGUGUGAUUGGCUUAAUUGUAUUAUUGUAUUACACUAUUAUGCAAUGCUGACCUGGCCUGUAACCUCUAUUAUAAUCUACUGUCAGAUAGUUACAUUGAUCUCAUCAGGACAGUUGUUUAAAUACUCAUGCAUGACGUGUGUGCUCAAAGUACAUUGAUACUUAAUUUGCCUUCUGUCAUUUUGGUCAUGAAAAAUGAUGCAUACAGUCCUGUGCAAAAGUUUUAGGCAGGUGUGAAAAAAUGCUCUAAACUAAGAAAUAUUCAAAAAUAUAGAUAAUGAUUGUUUAAUUUUUUUCAAUUUACAAAAUGCAGAGUGAGCGUGCAAAAGAAGAAUCUAAAUCACAUCAGUAUUCGGUGUUACUACCCUUUGCCUUCAAACCAGCAUCAAUUCUUAUAGGUACACUUGCAAGAAGUCAGGGGAUUUGUAGGAUCAUAGUCAGGCGUAUGAUCAACCAACAGGUACUAAUGCUCAUCAGUGUUACAUGUAGGUUGAAACAAAGUCAUGAACUGAAACAGAAACCGCUGUGUAGGAGGUUUAAAACUGGGUAAGGAACAGCCAAACUCUGCUUCCAAGGUGAGGUUGUGGAAGACAGUUUCAUGUCAACAAGAAACAAGGUAGUUAUAUUGCAUCAGCAAGGUGUCUCCCAGACCAAUAUUUCAAAGCAGACUGGUGUUUCAAGAUGUGCUGUUCGAGCUCUUUUGAAAAAGCGCAAAGAAACGUGCAACACUGAGGAUCGUAGACGCAGUGGUCACCCAAGGAAACUUAGUGCAACUGGUGAAAAACACAUCAAGCUUCCUUUUGAAAUCAAAAGAUGUCCAGCAGAAACCAGUGAGACCCAGCAGGUACACCUAUCUACUGUCCAGAGAGGUCUGGCCGGAAGUGGUCCUCAGAGUUGCAGCUAAAAAGCCAUAACUUGGAUAUGGAAACAAAGCCAAGCGACUCAACAAUGCACAAAAGCAUGAUGAUUCAAAGUUAAUGACACAUACAGCCGAUAGUUUGACAGACAUAUUGAAUUUCCCUUCGGGGAUAAAUUAAGUUCUUCUUAUUCUUAUAUAAAUACACAUUUCUCUAAAUAUAUGCCUCAAUUUACAUUUUCUAUGUUAUCAGUAGUUUUAUCUGCACAAAUAGAUAACAAAUAUUCUCAUUCAUAAUGAUUGAAAAAUAAGUAUAUUUCAUUGGAAAUCUUAAUUGAUUUUCACACUUUUCAAUAGGCUGUAAAAUAUCAGAGCAAUAAUAUCCGAAGGGUUCACUUUUUAAUGUUCUGUUUAAGAUCACAUUAAUUCGAACAACACAAACAAAACACAGAACAGCUAAUUACACAUCUUUUGAUUUUUUAACCGAUAAGCUAAAUGUCAUUUUCACACUGUUAUUUAUAAAACUAUCCUCUCACUAAACGUAGUCCAAUUAAGACAAGAGAACAAAAGUCCAGAGUAAGCCAAUAGUCCAAAUUACAACCUCCAACAUUGCAUGACAACAGCUGCCCAUCACCAGAGAUAUCAUGUCUUUAUCUUCUUGAGUGACUAAAGUUGUGCAGUCUAAAUCUGUCCAAUUGUCUUUAGGUGACACUUUCGGACUUCAGCAGGAACAGGUUAAGAUCACAGCACGUCACACAUCACACCACAAGCCACAUUUAGUUCUUCUGGGCGGAUACAUGCCCCUGCAUUUAGAGUCGUUAAAGAUGGACCACGCUAUCCAAUAGGACUAACGAUUGGCUGGGGAAACUCAGUGAUUGGCUCAAGUACCAAUACAACGCUUCCCAGUUUGUACCUCCCACAUGAGGUGACUAAAAGCUUAGUGUGAGCCUGAUUAGAUUUGAAGCUGGUGGGAACAGGAUGUUAACAGAGAGCACAACCCAAACAAAUGCAUGGACGUAGACCCUCUUCUGUAAGUAUUCUUAUUCUUUCUGUAAGAAAGCUUUAUGGAUUUUCAGUUUAGUCUGCAAAUAUAACAUUGAUUUAAUCAUUUAAUCAGUGAUGCUUCCAGCUGAGUGUCCCCUGAAUUUAAAGUGCUUCUAGUUGUGGACUUCUCUUUACUUUAACCUCCAUGUGCACUGUUUGGUUGUUGUAUUUUUGAACCCACACUGGCCUGUUAUCUGUGAUCUCUUCAUCAAAAUAAACAUAUUAGUUUUUAUAAAAGAGUCAUCUAAAGAUCAGUCUGUUGGAGGUUUGAUUUUGAUUUCAGAAGUUUUUAUGUUAUUUUGCAACAGCUUUUUGUUUCUGUUGGAGUUUUUUUUCACCCGUUAUUCUUUCAUGUCAUACUUUCUCUCCAAUUUUACUAAUACUGUUAUCACUUUAAUCAACAUAGAUAUUAAAAAAAAUGCAAUUUUACUACCAACACAAAACUUUAAAUGGAAUAAAACAAAAAACAGACAAACAAAAAGCGAUCACGUGUCUCUCAUGUAAAGCAAAGACAAACAUCUUUUAUAUCCAAGAUGUGACCGAGCUCACAACCUGCACAUUUGGUCCUGACAGCUGAUCUGGUCGUACGUCACUAACUGCUAGUAUGAGCUGUUGCAUUAACUUGUGAUUUCCGUCACUUUGUCAAAUAUAGAAAAGCAUCCUUAGUUAAACUUUGGGCACAUGGUAAUUACCUCACUAACUCCUACAGCCAAAACAAAAUGGGUCAGCUCGUUAACAUCCCUGAAAGCAGGCCGUACUAAAGUGACUUGACUUGAGCAGAUUACUCACCCUCAGCAGAUGCUCUGACAAAGGACUGGAGAUCUGCUGGGGUUUUUUUUAGCAUAUGGUCUGACUGUCUGAGACAUACCUGCUGCUUGUUUAUUGGAAAGCUAAUGGCUUUGCAAUACACAAUAAAACAAAAUGAAACCAUUCAUUGGGAAAAAUGCAAGAAAUUAUCAUGUUUGAGCUUAACUGCUGAUGAAAUCCUGUUUAUUAUGGUUCUGAUUGACUAUUGAUCGAAUAAAUUAAAGAUAAAAAGCACGCAACAGACUGGUAGCUUAGAGCUAUAGGUUCUGGGAUGGCAGAUAGAGACUUUUGGCAGGCUAGGUGUUGCCUGAUGUCUGACCACCUGUGAAAGUGUCUUAAGUCCACAGCAGACACCAGGUGUCCUUGUUGUGAACCUGGCCAUGACCCAGUGUUGAUUCAAGCUAUCAGCUGCAAUGAUGUGUGAAUGUUUAAAUCACAUUAACCAUCUGUCUGCAGGUACCAGUUCCAGAGAAAAUGGUGGCCGCUGUGCUCACCUUUCUCACUGCAAGUAAACAUGUUCAACUUGUUGAGCAACUGCUGCACCUGGGUCUCCAAAAUACAGGAGCCAAUCAGGUAAAAAUAAUACUUUAUCUUGAAUAUCAGUGCAAGAUACAUUUCAGAUACAUUUGGGAUAAAUUAAAAGGCAGUUUUAGAAGUUUUCUCACCAUCCGCUACUCCUCAGUUUCCCGUCCACCCAGGUUAAGAGUUUAGGUGUCUCUGUCACUCACUCAGUAUAUUUCUAUCUACAUAACAUCAAUCGCCUCUACUCAUCCCUCACACCAACAUCUACCAUUCUUGUUGCUACACCCUGCCUUGAUUACUGCGAAACCUUUCUUUUAGGUCUCUCUCUCAAGUCUGUCCACACACGUCACCUAAUUCAGGACUCUGGGGCUCAUAUCACUGACAGAACCCUCUCUAUUAAUCACCUCUCAAAAUCAAUACCACAUAGAUUUACAAAUUCUGCUCCUCACCUUUACAGCCAUCCAUAACCUGGAUUCUCAGUGUCACUCUGAAUUCCUGCACAACAAUACACCCACCUUCACUCUUGGGUCUUUUUCCAUUCACCUGACUGCACUACACCCCACUCAACCAUCAUGGGUCAAGAGUCUUUAGCCCCCUGCCCCUCAUCUCUGAAACUCUUCCUUUAUCAUUUAUAGAUCUGGACACACAACGCUUUUAAUUUUCAUGUUUUUCCAUUUUUUUAUCUGCCCUACAAGAGAAUCUUAAGAAUUUCAAAAGACAUCAACAAAUAAAUGUAUUAUAUUUCAUGUUUACUGUUAAUCAUAACUUACUGUCUCCCUGUUACUUUGGUGAAUUUCCUGCAGGAAAGCCACCGUUCUUGUGGUUGGUCUAGAUAGAGCAGGAAAAACAUCUUCCAUCAGAGGGAUGCUAAGAGGUAACUAGAAUUUAAAACAAACAAACAAACAAAAAAAAACAGUAAUGAAUUCACUUUUCUUUCUUUUUUAAACAUCCUAUUCUUUUUGUCUUUCAGUCCCUCAUGGUGUUGAAGCAGGACCAACCCAGGGCUGCAUCAGACAUGAGCUCAGGGUGGAGAACUACCUGGUCAACCUGCUGGAUGUUGGAGGGUCGGCAGAGUCAAGAGGAAUCUGGCGGGAGCUCUGCGGGGAAGCCCACGGGAUUAUCUUUGUGGUGGACUCCAGUGACAGGCAGAGGAUAAAGGAGGUCAAGGAGGUUCUGGCUGAGCUGCUGAAGCAACCCAGGGUGGCAGGCAAACCCCUAUUAGUGUAAUCAUAUUUUACUUCAUACACAGUCCUGCUUACAGUUAAAACAGCACCCUCUGGUGGCUGAUUUGCUUUAACUGUGAGUAACCCUGUCCUCUCCAGGCUUGCAAACAAACAGGAUAAAAUGAAUGCUCUGCUGGGAAGUGAGCUGAUCGAGAUCCUAUCACUGGAGAAUCUGGUCAACCAGAGUCGCUCUCUUUGCCAUAUCGUAAGUGAUGUUCCAAACUCUACGGAAAAUGUGACUAAAAAUCUCACAGCACUGAAACAAACCAGAGAUACAGUUACAGAUUGUUUCUUUCUCUUCCUCAGGAGCCUUGCUCAGCCUUCAUGGACCUGCGACGCUGGUCAGACAGAAAAACCUUGCGAGGCCUUCGCUGGUUGCUGCGUGCAAUCUGUCUGGACUACCCUGAGUUGUGUACUCGUGUGGCUCAGGACAGCAGGAGACCUUUGGAAGCAAGGGAGAAGGAGAAGAACUGGAAAACAGAGAAAAAUCGCAGAAAACCCAAAGGAGAACGGUACAAAAGCUUUUACUUGCAACUCUAUCAGACUCCUAUUGUGCAGAUCUAAGUAAACCUAUGCAUGACAUGUUAUAUUUAAAUGAUUCCUUACCUCAGAACCCGAUCCAGCAAGUCAGAUAUUCGACAAGUUCAUCGGCCAAAAGGAAGGGAGAAAAACCCCAAGAGUGAAGGAAAACUGCAACCUAUUCGAAGCAUGCUGCAAAAGGUUAGAGGCAACAACUGUCUCCCUUUACAAAUGUUGCAUUUUGAACAGCAUUAUCUUAGAAGUGGCACAUAUAUAGAGAGAGCUGACUUUUCUAGCAGAUUGCCAACCUGAUUAGAGUGAGCAGGACCUUGGUGAGAAGCAAGGGUUCUUGUUAAACUCUAAUUAUUGAUUCAGAUAUACUUUAAAUGACUAAAAAAUGAUAAUUUUCCUUCCACUGAAAAUAACUCUUCACAUCUACAGUUUGAGUUGUGUCCAUAGUAACUGUAGCUUUUUUAGUCUGCCAAAAAUGAGCAAACAGGCCUAUUACUAAACUAAACACUUCCAUAAUGGUGAAGUAAAACAAGACAAGCUUUUAGACUCUAUUCAUCACUUGUCACUGGGUGUGUUUCGACCUGUAUCCUUGGCAACAGUGUAUUCUCCAUAGCAACAGUCUUCUCUCAAGAUGUAUCAGACCUUUCUUGGAAUAUGAACCAAUCAGAAUCAAGAUUUUAACACUGAUGUAUAAUAUAACUCAAGUACAAACCCUGCUCUUUUUUUCAUCAACAGACAUUUUUCAGUCCCUUAUUUAAUAAAGUGCUAAAAAUGGUGACUGUUCUUCUCUGUUAAUAUUCCCAGGAAACAUCUAUCAAGAAGAAAUUGACGACUAAGAAAAAGAAGAAACCAGUUAAGGUCAAAGAAAGUGGAAAAGAUCAAGAAGCAGCUAUUGAUCAUGAUGAAGAAGAGGGUGACAGUAACGAAGGAGAGCAAGAAAACUUAGGUCACAGAGAGAAAGCCAACAGUGCCCUGAUCCCCCCCAAAAAAGACAAACCUAAACGUAAAUCAAAGGCGAAGGAGGAGACUGUGGAUGUGCCAGAAUCACCUGACAAUGAGGAGAAGCCACUUAAAGGUAGAAAUAAGUCAUUCAUUUCCUUUUAUUUUGGUUAUUAGCGGUUUAGGAGUUAAAAUCUCAAAUGUUUUCAUUUUUUUUCCCCAGCCAAAAGCGAAAAGAAGAGGAAGAAGAAAGUUGUCAAGGUAAAGAGGAAGAAUAAGAUCAACACAGAAGAGAUGUCUGGUGCUUAUUCUCAACCUGUGGACCUGUCUGCAACCUUUGGUGAGCCUCAUCCACUCCUUUCAUCUCAAAAUCCAACAACGUAACAAUAAAAUGACAGCUUUCAUUUUAAAAAAUGAUGACCCUUGUCUCCUGAUAGAUCUUUACCGAAAAGCAAUACUGGCUCUGAAGGAACGUCAGGAUCAGGGACAGGGGGAGUGAAAACCCUGGUGUGAGGAUGUGGUCAACAGCAGAAGUGUACUGGUCAAACUACAACCUUCCACUAACUUUUGUAACAUUUUUUGUGUACUUUUUCUGAUUUCUCCAUCUUAAUUCCUGUCUAUAGAUUUCGGACCUGACCCCUGAACCUUUGGAAUAAAUAUGAAUUCCACUGUGUAGUGAAGGGCAUGCCUUCAAAAAAAUCAUGUAAUGGCAGAAAUCUUAAUAAUAUAAAAUAAGAUACCAAUCUAAUUUAAGGUACAUUUAUAUAAAAAGUAGA
This is a messenger RNA of Xyrichtys novacula (pearly razorfish), 7017 nucleotides long. The record is from the annotation of a GenBank genome assembly. Lineage: Eukaryota; Metazoa; Chordata; Actinopteri; Labriformes; Labridae.